Messenger RNA from Danaus chrysippus (African queen), 945 nucleotides. Lineage: Eukaryota; Metazoa; Arthropoda; Insecta; Lepidoptera; Nymphalidae. The record is from the annotation of a GenBank genome assembly.
AUGAGCAAAUUUUCUCUUGUUUACUAUAACUUCGAGUGGGCAAGAUUGACACGUAACGGGGUUGAAGUUCGUCUACAAUGGAUUCCUUCACACGUGGGCGUCAGGGGCAACGAGGUAGCAGACUCACUUGCAUCCAAAGCUCUACGGAACGGCAUACCUCUCGAUAUCACAACGCACAAUACUGACCAUUUUCCAAAAAUUAAAAACGAAAAUUAUAUUAAAUUUAAAUCUUAUUUUAAUGAGUGCUCUCAAAACAGGGGCCUCUGGUACAGAAGCAUUGUAGACGAACCACCUCGCAAACCCUGGUUUGCUUCAAGAAACCUCAACAGAAAAUAUUUAACUAUUUGCUUCCGAACCCGUACCUAUCACAUCCCACUUAACAAGUUUAACUUCAUCAUGAAAAAAAGAGACGAUCCAAACUGUAAACGAUGUGAGAGAGAGGAGGACCUCCUACACUUAGUUCUUGAGUGUAAAAUCAACGAAAAAUCUAGAUCAUUAGAGUAUAAACAGGUGCCAAUGAAGUGUACAGACGUCGUUCUGUUGGUGGUGAAUUCUAAUGUGAAGCAUCAGUUAACUGGAAGCGAAUACCCUCAGAGAAGAGCGCAGUGUCAGCAGGCCGCUGAUGAAUUGGGGAAACCGUCGUUAAGGAGCGCCACCGGUCAAGAUCUUGCAAGGCGUCUGUUCCAUCAGUCCCACGAGUCUCUGAGCAAGCUGAUGGGGGUUUCUUGUCCCGAGUUCGACCAGCUGGUUGAUAUCGUGAGGUCAUCGGACGGAGUCUUCGGCGCCAGAAUGACGGGCGGCGGCUUCGGUGAAUGCGUCAUAGCCUUAGUAAAGAAGGAAUGCUUGUCAUCUAUAAAGAGCAAGGUCCGGGCGGAGUACAAAGGUAAGCCAGUGUUCUUUGAGUGCGAGCCGAGUGACGGAGCAAGAAUAUUGAAACUAGAAUAA